Messenger RNA from Acomys russatus (golden spiny mouse), 1192 nucleotides. It is a transcript of the gene Ppa2, whose product is annotated as inorganic pyrophosphatase 2. NCBI's taxonomy places the organism in Eukaryota, Metazoa, Chordata, Mammalia, Rodentia, Muridae. The transcript is spliced from 12 exons. The coding region runs from base 18 to 1010 and encodes 330 amino acids. Gene Ontology annotation, biological process: phosphate-containing compound metabolic process. The record is from RefSeq and is a predicted model, not a curated record. Gene Ontology annotation, cellular component: cytoplasm. Gene Ontology annotation, molecular function: magnesium ion binding; inorganic diphosphate phosphatase activity.
CCCGCAGUCCGUCCGCCAUGCGCGCGCUGCUGCCGCUGCUGAGCGUCGGCCGAGGGUGGCGCGUGGGGGCCGCCGCCCGCCCUCCGCGCCGCGUCAUGUCCCUGUACCGCACGGAGGAGCGCGGCCAGCCCCGCUCGCAGGACUACCGCCUGUUCUUCAAGAAUGUAGCUGGUCACUACAUCUCCCCCUUCCAUGAUAUUCCUCUGAAGGUGGACUGCAAAGAGGAAAAUGGCAUCCCCAGUAAAAAGCCACGAAAUGAUGACUAUAAGAAUUUGUUCAAUAUGGUUGUGGAAAUACCUCGGUGGACAAAUGCCAAAAUGGAGAUUUCUACCCAGGAGCCGCUGAAUCCCAUUAAGCAAGACAUGAAGAAUGGAGAGCUGCGCUACACAGCGAACAUCUUCCCGCACAAGGGCUACAUAUGGAAUUACGGGGCCCUCCCCCAGACCUGGGAAGAUCCUCAUCAAAAAGAUAAGAGCACAGACUUAUGUGGAGACAACGACCCCCUUGAUGUUUGUGAAAUAGGCUCAAAGGUUUUUUCCUGUGGAGAGGUGAUUCCUGUGAAGAUCCUUGGGAUUUUGGCACUUAUCGAUGAGUGUGAAACAGAUUGGAAAAUAAUUGCUAUCAAUGUGAAUGAUCCUGAUGCUGGAAAGCUUCAUGAUAUUGAUGAUGUUAAGAAGUUCAAACCAGGUUACCUGGAAGCCACUGUCAAUUGGUUGAGAUUUUACAAGGUACCAGACGGAAAACCAGAAAACAAGUUUGCUUUUAAUGGAGAAUUCAAAAACAAGGAUUUCGCCCUUGACGUUAUUAACUCUGCACAUGAAUGUUGGAAAGCGAUGGUUAUGAAGAAAUCUGGCCAGGAAGCUAUCAAUUGCAUAAAUGUGCACCUAUGUGAUAGUCCUUACCGAUGCACUCCAGAGGAAGCAAGAUCAUUAGUUGAAUCGGUCCCAAGAACUUCAGUGAGUAAAGCAAGCAAUAUACAAGAAGAAAUGUGGCACUUCCUUGGCAACUGAGGGGGACACUGGAGGUUUCUCCAUCAAGGCUUCAACUCCUGAGGACCCCUGAGGCUCUUUUUCCUUCACUGCUCUUUUGAAGCAAGCUGAUGACCACUUGAUGACUUCCUUUCAAGACAUCAUUGUUCUAAAACUUUUAAAAUAAAUUUGUAAAUAAACACUGGCAUUUUGACCUUCCCUCC